GAAAGGCCGGCGGUACUGGGCCCGGGUGCGAGUCUGGCCUGAAGGGUUCUCGGGAAAUUGCGACUGGAGCGACUGGAGCCCCGUUGCAUUCUGGGACUCAGCAAUAGGGGACUCUCCAGACAAUGAUCCAGCGGUGGAGACGUGGUUGGUCUGGUGGGCUGUGAUUGGUGCUGCGGCUGUGCUCGUCUUCCUGCUCGUGAUCAUGUUCAUGGGUGCUCAAAUGAGGAAGUCUUCACUAAUACCUGAUCCCUCAAAGUUCUUUGACGGUCUUGACUCUGUCCAUAAAGGAAACUUUAAGGCCUGGCUUGGCCCCUUCUGGACACUGGAGACCUUGAGCGUAGAGCGGCAAUCGGAGAUGUUCUCUUCCGUGGAGGUCCUCAAAGUCCAGAUGUCCAGCAGCUUCAACAACAUUCAAUACUUCUACGGGCCUCAGGACAACAUCAAGCACCCUCCCCCUCCCUUAGCCAACCUGGAGCCCUGCUCGGAGUUCUCCCCUUAUAAUGACAUGAAGAGUGACCAGGGCUCCAGGACGGAGAAGGAUGCAGACAUGAGCAAGGGGAACAGCAGUUCAGGUGUCACCAGCAGCAGCAGCAGCAGCAGGACCAUCAUGGAUCUGAGGCCUAUCCAGAUGUGCUCCUCCUAUGAGGACCUAGCGAGGCUGAGGGCCGGGGCACAAAGCCCCGACUCAGGGUUCUCUGGGGGGAGCAUAGAGGAGGAGAGCCGCGAGGAGUCGCUGGAGGCAGGAGAGCAGCAGAACCGUCACGAGCCUGACGAGAAGACCCCCUUGGCCCGCUCCGGUGGCACUUUCAGUAUCCCAAAGGCUCCCAGAUCCUCAAAGAUGCCCCUCAAGACUGAGUUGUUUUUACCCAUGACUUCCUUCUCACUUUUACCCCCUCAGCCCUGUGCUCUGCCCUCCCCGGGGACAGUUGCUCCAGACCUCUGUAGUACCCCCACGGGAUGGUUUCACAAGGAGGACAUUCUUGCCAGGCUGUACGGGGAGCUACAGCCUUCUAGUGACGAUUACAUGCCAUUGCAAACAUAAAUCCUGGUUGCUUCAAAGGCAAGGUCAGGUCCUAGCACUUGCAACACAGCUAGCCUUGUGAAGGUGUGUGAUAACAGAAGACAUUUCUUAAUGACAGCCAGCUAUAUGCUUCCAGACAGAAGUGGGAUUUUUUUUAUUUUUAUAUUUGAAUCCAUUUAUGUAAGUGGGGGUAGUGGUAAUAUGCUUGUGUUCUCCGACAUGUUGAAUGUACACUUUUUAUUUCAUGUUUGCUUAUGUUAAUAAAGCGUUUGAUUUCAUGUUGCCAAA
Messenger RNA from Clupea harengus (Atlantic herring), 1309 nucleotides. RefSeq lists its product as uncharacterized. The record is from RefSeq and is a predicted model, not a curated record. Gene Ontology annotation, biological process: immunoglobulin mediated immune response; cytokine-mediated signaling pathway. Gene Ontology annotation, cellular component: external side of plasma membrane; membrane. The transcript has 4 exons. Gene Ontology annotation, molecular function: protein binding; cytokine receptor activity. The coding region runs from base 203 to 1042 and encodes 279 amino acids. Lineage: Eukaryota; Metazoa; Chordata; Actinopteri; Clupeiformes; Clupeidae.